This is a messenger RNA of Asterias rubens (European starfish), 1682 nucleotides long. RefSeq names its product peroxisomal sarcosine oxidase-like. Bases 189 to 1358 code for a protein of 389 amino acids. Gene Ontology annotation, molecular function: flavin adenine dinucleotide binding; sarcosine oxidase activity; L-pipecolate oxidase activity. The transcript is spliced from 7 exons. Gene Ontology annotation, cellular component: peroxisome. Lineage: Eukaryota; Metazoa; Echinodermata; Asteroidea; Forcipulatida; Asteriidae. The record is from RefSeq and is a predicted model, not a curated record.
UCUCCCGAGCGAGUACCUAGCCUGAGGUCGAUCGUGCACACAUGACAAGUUUUGGCUGGAUGCUGAAGGUUGACCUAGUAAAUCAGGCAUAAUACAUCCAUAACUUGUUUGAACUGCCUGCAACUUACUGCUGUAACUACCAACCAGCCACAUUGAUGUCAAGACCUAAACUGACCUAAAACCUCAACAUGGCAGGACACAUGGCUAGCACUGUGGUGUACGACUGCAUCGUAGUCGGAGGUGGAAUCAUCGGAUCGGGAGCAGCCUACCAGAUGGCCAAGGAAGGACACAAGACUCUCCUCCUGGAGCAGUUUUCUCUUCCGCACGCGCGGGGCAGCUCCUCCGGCCCAUCGCGCAUCAUCCGGAAUGCUUAUGCCGAGGACCACCAUAGCGCAAUGGUGCAGGAGGUUCAAAAAACGUGGGAAGAUAUUGAACGAGAAACAAAUACGACUUUACGGAGACAAACAGGAAUGCUCGUUCUGAAUCAGAGGAGGAACGCAGAGAGUUUUGUGAGCACAAGACAGACCCUAGUCAAACGCCAACUUCCUUUUGAGGAUUUAACAACUCAGCAGCUGACAGCGCGCUACCCUCUGAUGUCCUAUGAGGGCCACUAUGACUGUCUAAUGGACACAGAAGCAGGCUUCCUUAUCGCUAAUAAAUGUCUGCAGCUACUUCAGGAGCUGUUUAAAAAGUAUGGCGGCAUGCUCCAUGACGGUGAAAAGGUUACGAGGAUAGAGCCAGGUCGUAUCGUGACCGUCCACACCAGUAAGGGACAGUAUAAGACAGGUGCGUUAGUACUCGCAGCUGGACCCUGGGCCUCUGAGCUUCUGAAACCACUAGGUGUACAUCUUCCACUUAAGGUGUGGAAAGUAAACGUAUGCUAUUUCAAGGAAAAAGUACACAGUUCUUACGUGAACUACCCCAUCAUGGUAGAUGAAGUAGGGGAAGGGUUUGUCUACUGUUUCCCAAGUCAAGACUACCCAGGCUAUAUGAAGUUUGGUUAUCAUUUACUGUGGGAUGAAGUGGAUCCGGAUAGCAGAGAUAAAUGGACGGAUAAACGCCAAGUCGAUAUCGAUCAUCUCAAGUCAUACGUCAGAAAACACUACCCCGGUCUGGAGUCUGAACCGUCCAUUAUUGAAAAGUGCAUGUACACGUGUACCCCAGGAGAAGAUAUUAUCAUUGACACCCAUCCAGUACACCACAACAUUGCGAUCGGCUGCGGAUUCUCAGGGAAGGGCUUCAAAAUGGGCCCGCUGAUUGGCAAGAUUCUGGGUGACCUGGCGAUGGGUAAACCUCCAAAGUAUGACAUCAAACCGAUCAGAAUGAACCGAUUCAUGGAUCAGAAAGCCAAGCUUUAGUCAAUGUGUUGCUAGUCCAACAACAGUGAAGAAGAAAAACGCACACAAUCUUGUGAUGCUUUACACUUCACCAACUAAUUACAGGUGCACAGCCAGUACACUCUUUCAUAAGUACACUCUUUCAAAGACACCAAAUGAACAACAGAUAAAUAUCGUGAAAGUCUUUGCAGAUCUUGUAUUUGACAAACUCAGCAGUUUUUAGUCAUCAUUGACUCGGCGAUUGUUAAAGGAAGGUUACAGAAUUGAUAAGAAACGAAAAACGGUGAAGAUCACAGAUUUACACAAAACUUACACCGUCUAAUGAUGAUGAUGAGAGUAAAAAAC